Messenger RNA from Colias croceus (clouded yellow), 1893 nucleotides. RefSeq names its product probable G-protein coupled receptor Mth-like 3. Gene Ontology annotation, cellular component: membrane. NCBI's taxonomy places the organism in Eukaryota, Metazoa, Arthropoda, Insecta, Lepidoptera, Pieridae. Bases 194 to 1417 code for a protein of 407 amino acids. Gene Ontology annotation, biological process: cell surface receptor signaling pathway; G protein-coupled receptor signaling pathway. Gene Ontology annotation, molecular function: G protein-coupled receptor activity. The record is from RefSeq and is a predicted model, not a curated record. The transcript is spliced from 9 exons.
CGCACGGACUCUGCGCGUAUCAGUGGCGAGGACGCACGCGCAUUCCGUUUUUUAAUCAAUUUUUACUUUGUGACCGUUGAUUUACGAUCUACAGUAGCCACGAUUGAGUCAAACAUUUUUUUUGAAUAACUCAUCUUAUAAUUUACAUAACUUAAAUAAGUUUAAACAAAGUGCUUUGUGUAUUCUUUUAAAAAUGAAGGAGACUCUCUUCCUGCUACUAUUGGGCUGUGGCCUCUCCCUAUCAGCCAAACAAUGCUGUCCGAACAACGAGAUAAUCAGACCCAGAGGAUAUUGCGAUGAUGACUUAAAGUACAGGAUAAACAUGAACUGCACAUCAGGUCAUAUGCUGCUAAAGGACGUAGUAGUGGAUGGAGACAAGAUCUCCACCAUGGAUUACCCUGGAUACGUGUUUACGGACAAUCCAGAUAGCUACUGUCUAGGAGACAUGUACCGCAACAAUAGCAUGCCUUCAUUGGGUCUCAUGAAGGCCGCAGUGGUGUGCUAUGAUAAAAACCAAAGCACAAAUGAUGUGGAGACUGGUGGGGUCCUUGCCCUCGUAUCAGUAUUGUUCCUUUUCGCUACUGCUGGUAUCUACAUGUAUUUGCCGCAAAUGAGAGACUUGCAAGGAUUGUGCUACAUAUGCAUGUGCAUAAGCAUGGCAUUAGGAUUCUUAUCGCUCGGAAUUCUCCAAUUGAGUCCAGGAUUCCAAGGCCAGAUAUGCACUGUUACAGGUUUCCUUAUUUAUUUCUGGAUGAUGGCAACUUUCUUUUGGAUGAAUGUUAUUAGCAUCAACAUGUAUCGCACUGUGAUUGAUGCCGCCUAUCUGAAGAAGACAGAGAGACGGCAAUAUUUCCUAUACAACAGUUACGCGUGGGGUUGCUCGUGCCUAUUUCUUAUAAUAGCCCUCAUAACUAAUUUCGUCGAGGGAAACCACUACAAACCUGGUAUUGGUGAUAAUAACUGCUGGUUCAGUGGACGCGCCCAAACCUGGAUUUACUUCUAUGGACCCAUUGCCGUCCUCAUCGCCGCGAACGUCAUACUUUUUGUUAUGUCCUCAUUCAGUUUAUGGACGCACAACAAAAAAUACGAAGUAAACAAGCUAAAUAAUCUCAAGCGCAAGUUUCUCGUGUCUCUGAAAUUGUUCCUGGUUAUGGGUAUUUCAUGGAUCUUCGAAAUUGCCAGCUUUGCUCAUGGAGAGAAACAUAUUCUUUGGAAAAUAAUGGACACCUUCAACUGCCUACAAGGGGUCAUAAUAUUUCUGAUACUCGUUAUAUUCAGGCGUCGCGCUAUGAAGGGACUAGCUGAUGACCAUAUUUGCUUAUUCGUCACCCGUCCCAUAGCCAAUAGACUUAGUCCAGACGACGACGCAGACGAACAACAAAUAUUAGAUGACACUGUGGAAGUCAGGCUGAACUAAGUCCUCGUAAAUUUUAUAAAAUCGCAGUCUUAAUAUUAAGCACAAUGUAAAUAAAAAGCUAUAAUUUUAAACUUAUGAGCGCGUAGAAACAACUCAAUGUAAAUAGCUUAAGGAUCAAUGAUAAAUCUUAUUUUUAAGCGUCUAAAUGCUCUAAAAGGAUACAAAUUAAACGCAGUAAAGCUCUCAUUCUUAUAUACAUAGAUUAUUUAGCUAUGAAUCUCCAAUAUAAUUAAUUUUAUAAUAAUGGAUAUACUUAGAUACUUUUCUGGGUUCUAUUGUUUUAUUUAUCAGAAGACAAAUAUUGUUUGUGCCAUAAUAUUGAUAAAUGAAUUUAUUAUCAUUAGAUUUACUUAAGUGUAAAUUCUAAAAUAGUUAUAAUAUAAUAAUAUUAAGUUUAUUAUAUAAUUUUAAUAUUUUAAUUAGUUCCUAUAUUUUUAUUAUAUGCAUGAAUUAUUAAAGAAUGUUAAUAUCAAUUA